AUGGACCCGCGCGCGGGUUCAGUCUUGCCCCGCGCCCAGGCUCGGGCCCGGCCGUCGCCUCGGGAGGCGCGGCCGCCGGCGAGCUUCGAGGACGAGCUCUACGACUGCCUGGACUACUUCUACCUGCGCGACUUCCCGGCCUGCGGGGCUGGGCGCAGCAAAGGCCGAACGCGGCGCGAGCGCGAGCUGCGCACCAACCGGCAGGUGCCCGGCGGCCACGAGCGCAAGAUCGCGCAGAAGCUCCUCAACGGCCAGCGCAAGCGGCGCCAGCGCCAGCUGCAGACCCGGCCGCGCACUCGCCUCGCCUGA
Messenger RNA from Orycteropus afer afer, 309 nucleotides. RefSeq names its product nuclear protein 2, transcriptional regulator (gene NUPR2). The record is from RefSeq and is a predicted model, not a curated record. Gene Ontology annotation, cellular component: nucleus. NCBI's taxonomy places the organism in Eukaryota, Metazoa, Chordata, Mammalia, Tubulidentata, Orycteropodidae. Gene Ontology annotation, biological process: negative regulation of cell population proliferation; negative regulation of cell cycle; regulation of transcription by RNA polymerase II. The transcript has a single exon. The coding region runs from base 1 to 309 and encodes 102 amino acids.